GCUCUGUCUUCCUCUCCCUUUCUCUUCCUUUCCCUGCUCUGUCACUGCUGGUAUCACACACUCUCUCCACUUAUUUUCUACAACCCCUCUUUUUCUUAUUUCGAUCUCUCUCUCCUUCUCUCAUCCUCCUUUAUCUUCUCUCCCUAUUUCUCCCCAUUCCACUCUCUGUUAACUCAGUUGAAUGCAGUAUGUGGCAGGCAUUGGCACUUUGGCUGUUGAUACUCACGACUCUGCUCCGGGUAUCAGUGCAGGGUCCUCACCAGCGCUUUCUGCUCAGGGAGCUGCUGAGGGACUACAACCCCAUGGAGAGGCCGGUGGCCAACGACUCCCAGACUCUCACUGUUCAGCUCUCGUUUACUCUAAUGCAGGUCAUGGAUGUGGAUGAAAAGAAUCAGAUCCUCACCACAAAUGCCUGGCUGCAGAUGCAGUGGUACGAUCACUACCUCCAGUGGAACCAAUCAGAGUAUCCUGGAGUUAAGAACCUCCGUUUCACUCCAGACCAGGUCUGGACACCUGAUAUAUUGCUUUACAACAGUGCUCACGAUAAGUUUGAUGCCACCUUUAAGACCAAUGUGCUGGUUAACUCCAGUGGCUUCUGUGAGUAUCUGCCUCCAGGAAUAUUUAUCAGCACGUGUAACGUGGAUGUGAGAUGGUUUCCAUUCGACAUCCAGCGUUGUGAGCUGAAGUUUGGCUCUUGGACAUUUGAUGGCUGGCUGCUGGACAUCCAGAUGAAAGAGGCAGAUGUAUCAGGAUACAUGCGCAACGGAGAGUGGGACCUACUGGAGGUCCCUGGAGGUCGUCAUGAGGUUUUCUAUGACUGCUGUGCAGAGCCCUACCCCGAUGUUACCUUCGUGGUGACAUUGCGCAGGAGGACCUUGUUUUAUGCUCUCAACCUCCUCAUCCCAUGUGUUCUCCUCUCCUCCAUGACCCUGCUGGUCUUCCUGCUCCCUGCAAACUCUGGGGAGAAGAUCAGCCUUGGCAUCACGGUUCUGCUUUCUCUGACUGUCUUCAUGCUGAUGGUUGCAGAGAUUAUGCCUGCCACUUCAGAUUCUGUACCACUAAUAGGUCAGUACUUUGCCAGCACCAUGGUGAUUGUAGGGAUGUCAGUAGUAGCCACAGUCAUCGUCCUCCAGUUCCAUCACCACAACCCUAACAGUGGACACAUGCCGCGUUGGGUGCACUUGGUUCUGCUGCAGUGGGUUCCUUGGUUCCUGCGAAUGAAACGUCCAGGCGAAGGAGCGGAGACUACUCUUUCCAACAGCCAGACGGGCCGUCAGAUCAAGACCCUGUCCUCUCCUACCACCACCACUACCAACACGAACAUACCCACCCCAGUGCCCUCCAUCCUCCCGCAAAGCCUCAACUCCCUUCAGGUCAGCCUUGCCCAGCUCAACCACCCUCUGUCACUCCCACUGCCUCACCGGACCGGCUCCCAGGCUGCCAUCCUCCCUACUCCCAGCCUCAGAGAUUCCAGCCCCAAUGUACACCCCCAGCCUAAUGGUCAUCUGCCUUACAUGAGCCUCCAGACCUUCCAGACUAUGGCAGAACUGCAGCCAGUUCAGAGGAGCAGAACCACCAGUCAUGGGAGGGUUAACAGUGGACUAGGUGGAGGAGAAGGAGAUGGAGCAGCAGCAGGAGGAGGAGGACCAGCUGCAGAUACACCAAUCCAUCACCACCUCCAAUCUUCCAAGUUUGGCAACCCCUUACUGGAACCUUCAGCGUCUCCAGACCCUGACCCAUCAAUCACAUCCUCUGGACCCUGUGGUUUAGAAGCGGGGGCUGGAGCAGGGAGAUCAGCUGCCACACAUAUCCACACCAGUCUGAUUCAAUCUGUGGCAGUGGACAACCAGCUGCAGGCUCUUCUGGUGGAGGUUCAGUUCUUAGUCGAACGUGUUCGUGAGCAGGAACGGCAGCUGAGUUUGGCAGAGCAGUGGCAGUUUGCUGCAGCUGUCAUUGACCGCCUGUGCCUGGUGGGAUUCAGUGUUUUCAACAUCAUCUGUACCAUCGCUAUUCUCAUGGCUGCACCCAACUUUGGAGAAGCACUUUCAAAAGAUUUUCUCUGAGAGCCUUCGAGAGAGAAGGGUAUGUUAAAGGAUAAUACAGAUAAGGAUUUGUUGGAAGCACAAUUACUGUUAAUGACACUGGGACAUAUAACAGCAAAUAUUAACUAUUCAUUAAGCUGGAUAUGACUGUGGCACAUAUGGAGAGGACAUGAUUUAGAUAUAUUAUGGUUUAUUUGAUCGGAUAUACCAGAUCAUGCUCACAUUUACUGUUCACAGAUUCUUUUUUUGCAAUGGUUUUCUAUGAACGUUUCAUUGAUAUUUGGAUGAUGGUUUCUGGACUAACUGACAAAACGAUCGGCUAAAUCCUCGACUAAAUAAUAAAUGAAGGGUUUUGUGAAUGAGGAUCCUAAAGUAAAAUCAUCCCAGAACUGAUGUGAAAACUGGAGAGCACAACUUUACUAGAUUUGUGUACUGCCGUUGGAAAUGCAAGAUGAAGUUGCUCCGAAGAAAAACCUUACACUGAUGUGCUGCAUGUAAAAUGGUAGAGCUUUUACACACGAGCAGGAUUCCUUUAACAUUUAACACUCCCAGGGUUUAAUUGAAACCAACAAAGUUAGCUGUUUGCUGAUCUUGCAUUAAUUGCAAAUGGAGACACUUAGGCGGCUUUCUGAUGACAACACAGACCAAUUUCUCUGUGCUUUCUUGUAAUAGACGGUUUCUCAAAUAUAAAUAAUACUGCAAUACACACAUUUUGUCACCGAUGAGGGUUUUACCCUUGGGUGUAGGAGUUUCAAUUUAAUUUGCAAUUUAUUUAGUUUUCUCAAGGUUUUCAUUUAAUAGGAUGUCCAAAAUCAUUGUCAUCAAUAUUUUUCCACAUGAAUACUCAGUUACAGAAACUGAAAACUGAAAGAGUCAUUUUCAUUACGCCUGAAAAUCAUCCAUGAUGAUGUUGGAGAUUCAUUUUUGCGUCACCUUCAACAGUCAUGUUAGCUUCAUAUCAUACUGUAGUGCUUACUAUGAAGCAGACAAUGCACUAAUAUCUGGGAAAGUAACCAGCUUACCGUCAUAGGGAUCUUUUCUAUCCAUUGUCAUUUAUCUUCUAUAAAACUAUACUGUGCAAUGCUGAUAUCUGAAAUUAAAAAGGCUGGACCAUACAAGGAAGCCGCAGCUGAAAGAAAUGCUUCAAAGCUCCAGUUUUUAUUUGUAAUGUGGAACAUUGUUGUCUACCUGUGCAGGCAACGAUAAGGUUCAGACUGCAGCGAAAAGAAAAAUCAUAGGUCAUGUCAGCUUUCCAAUAAUCCUUUUUCACGAGGCUUUUUAUCUUACAAACACACACCACUCAUCCAUCUUCCCACUCAUGUAUGCAGAAAAAAAUAAUAUGUAUGACCCCGGCUUUGAAUGUACAGUAAAUCAUGAUAUAGAUUUUGCAGAAAUGUUGGACACUCGAAUGCCAAUAAGCUGUGACAGACUGAGCUGUAAACAUUGUGAAAUAAACUGUCCAGUCUUUUGUACUCUCUUGACAUGCAUUAGAUUUGCUAUUCGCUGGCAGGCCUCCCCCUCGAUCGAAGUUUCAAAAAGGAUGCAGAAACAGAGGGCAAGGAGGAGGGA
This is a messenger RNA of Xiphias gladius (swordfish), 3611 nucleotides long. Its product is annotated as neuronal acetylcholine receptor subunit alpha-7-like. Gene Ontology annotation, cellular component: postsynaptic membrane; synapse; neuron projection. Gene Ontology annotation, molecular function: transmembrane signaling receptor activity; acetylcholine-gated monoatomic cation-selective channel activity. The record is from RefSeq and is a predicted model, not a curated record. Gene Ontology annotation, biological process: signal transduction; monoatomic ion transmembrane transport; chemical synaptic transmission. The transcript has 10 exons. NCBI's taxonomy places the organism in Eukaryota, Metazoa, Chordata, Actinopteri, Istiophoriformes, Xiphiidae. The coding region runs from base 189 to 2063 and encodes 624 amino acids.